CCCAUCUCUAUGGUUUCGGUAACGGCUGCGGCGGCGCUCGUGGGGGAGGGGGUUUGGCGGGAGAGCGCGCUCGAGCCCGCGAGGCGCGGGGUGACGAUCCGUUACUGAGCCCGGCCUUUCCCCUUUCCAGAACCAGGGACAGGGAGCCGCUUCCCCGGGAGAGGUGGGUGAGAAGCGGACUGCGAGUUGGGCCGGCGGGGAGUGGGGAAGAGUUCGUGCUCCUGCAGCUGCAGCUGCCGCUGCCGCUCCCGCUCCCGGUGCGGAUCGCCUCGUCGUUUCAAGGCCUCCGCUUCGCCCUGGGGCUCCCCGUUGCCCGGGGUGACGGGCCCACCGACCUGCCGCAAUUCUCACCACCCCGAUUGAUCUGCAUCGGACAACUCGUGGAUAUAAAUUCUUAGCUCCUUCCCACCCCCCACACCUUUCUGUUUCAAAAUUUAUCCCGGUUUUGAAGAUCGAGUUCCACGGUUUUCUUUAUCUUUCGGUUGGCAAGUUAGCUGUUUCAGCAGGGAAGGAGACGCAAGUAAUUGAAGAUGGCAACUGGUGGUGAUCCUUUGUUCGAGGAAAAUAUUGAAGAUCAUAACUGUGCUGUGAAUAAUGGAAGUCUGGAUGAUCAGCUUAAUAACCGGGAUUGGAGUCUUCAGUACAAGAAAGCUAAUGGGUCAUCUGAGAAGAACAAGAAAAAGUUAAGUGCAGGAAGUGAAAGCCGAGUUACAAACGACAUCUCUCCUGAAUCUUCUCCAGGGGUUGGUCGACGAAGAGCUAAAACCCCCAAGAGUUAUCCUCCUACAAAGCAUGCAUCUCGUUUCUGUGUUCCAGACUCGGCAGAGCUUGAGAGGCUGAAACAGCGUAUAAAUUUCAGUGAUUUGGACGAGCGGAGUAUUGGGAGUGAUUCUCAUGGCAGAGCCACAGCUGCAAACAAUCAGCGACCACCUGUUGAAAAUAGAAAACCAUUCAACUUUCUCCAGCAACAAAUCAACAGCAACAAAAGCAAAGAACUUGAUGUAAAUCCACAAAGAAGAGAAGCUAAGCUGCCUACAUCAAGGAUGGAUUUGUUUGCAUCCAUAAGCAAAGAUCUGUUGCCCAGUGAUCAGGUCUCACUUAGAGAUGAUCAAGGAGAAUCUGAAAUAGAGAGUAGUCAGGUUGUGAGCAGACUUAUCCAGAUUCGGGAUUACAUUAGCAAGGCUCAUUCUAUGCGGGAUGACCUUAUGGAAAAAAAUGAAAGAUCAGCUAAUGUUGAACGUUUGUCUGAGCUGAUAGACCAUUUAAAAGAACAAGAAAAAUCCUACAUGAAAUUUUUACAAAAAAUGCUGGCUAGAGAGAAUGAGGAGGAUGAUGUUGGCACAACAGACUCUGCUGUGGGAUCUGGUUCUGUUGCUGAUAGUACAUCGCUAAAUCUAGAUGUUCAAUCUGAGGCAUCAGAUGCAACGGAGGCAUCUCGUAGUCUGAGUGUUCGGCCCUGCAUUGAGGACAAGCUAGGAAAUGCAGCCUCCCAAGCACAGGGCUCUUCAGUUACUUCAACUCCAAAAAGGGAAACUGACAGGCUUGGUCUGAAAGACAGGAGAGUCUGGCAUAGUGGGAUUAAUGGCAAGGAGCAUGGAAUUUCCUGCAAGGUAUGGACAGAGAGAACAUGUACAGCACUGUGCCUGUUUCAGCUCAAGCCAAAAGUAGUUUGCUCCAGUGCUCCUGCUGUACCUUGCUCAUCUCACAAGAGUGAUCAAAGAAGUUGCCUUUCUGCACCAGCAGAAGCUGGCGCUGCCAUCAACAGGGAACCCAGCAGCCUGGCCUCCUCAGCAUGUGUUUUGGAUUCCAUGCCCCCUCAGCAUGAGAAUGAUGCACAAGAUAAUCCUAAUCCUAGGAAGAAAUUAAAAAAACUCAAGGAAGUUCACAAGAGGCUAAAUGAAUUGCGUGAAUUGAUUGAUUAUUAUCAGCAGACCUCGGAUAUGAUGACUGAUGCUGUCAAUGAGCAUACAAAAGAUGAUGAUAAUGAGACUGAGGAAGAAUCUUUGUACUACUCUGACCAGGGGAAUCCAGAAACAAUCACAAACAUCAGAAACCCACAGAGGAGUAACUGGACAGAUAUCAGUGGCUCUUCCAGGAUGGUGCCACAAAAUGGAACCAGUUGCCGGAAUGGGAGACUUCUCAACACGGAGUGUGAAAUCAACAAUAGGCCAACAAAUCUACAAACUUCGAAGGUCCCACUUCCUUCAGAUGAACCUCAUGUGAGCUACGUUGAGUGUUCCCGUUUCAAUGAUGAAAGAGAUGAAGAUAGGAAUGGUGACACAACACAGGAACAAGAGGUCCAAGGGGAGUGUGCAAGUGAGGGCACCAUAUCAAGUCGAAGAAGUAGUUUUGUAGAAGAAACUGACCAGGAUUUUGAAAUACAACAGAAAAUUAACAGAUUAAAUGCUGCUAAACAGAAACUCAGACAAUUGCAGGAACUUGUCGCCAUGGUACAAGAAGUCCCAGAUGCAACUGAUAUUGAUAUUUCUAACUUUCCUGACUUCUCAUUAAUUGAGGAGGAUCAGCACAGACAGCAACCAAACAAUACUAGAACAAAUGCAUCAAGAAGUUCAAAAGAAGUGUCACUGGACGAAGAAAAAAGAGAAAAGUUUUAUGAGGCAAAACUUCAGCAACAACAGCAAGAGUUGAAGCAGUUACAGGAAGAAAGAAAAAGAUUGAUGGAAAUUCAAGAGAAGAUUAGGCAUCUGCAGAGCUCAUGCCCUGAUCUGCAGUUGUCAACAUCUAGUGCAGGAAACCUGUCAAAAAUAAAAGUUCCCAUUGUUACAUCUACACCAGCGAUCAGUGGUCAGAGUGCAACAGCAAAGACUUUACCUGACCCAGUUGCAGCUCCACCCCCUGAUAGUGAGCUGUGGUCUGAGAUGCGUAGACACCAAAUUCUGCGUGAAGAAUUGCGUCAAAGAAGAAAACAACUGGAAGCAUUAAUGGCUGAGCAUCAGCGGCAAAAAACGCUGACUGAAAACAACUCCAUUGUUGCUGCAUCGGUUAAAAGUGAAGGGACAGAGACACAGGAUACGCAGCAGCUCAGCAGAACUGAAAGGACCAUGGCAACUUGGGGUGGUUCUACCCAGGGUGCAUUAGAUGAUGAUGAGGAGGAUGAUGAUGAUGAUGAUGAUGAAGAGGAAGAGAAUAAUGAUGCUGGUGAUGAAGAAGAGAAUGAUGAGCGAUCGGAUGCCAUUGCCCACUCAGAAGUUGAAACAAGCUCUCAUGAAACAUAUACAUUGUAUCCAAAUCAAGAAAGAAGUCAAGCAACACGCAAUUCCAGAGAGAGCAAGAAAAGGUGGAAAGAUAAGCGAACAUGUUCCUCAGACGGGAACUAUCGUUCAUUCCACAAAAACAAGCAACAUAAUGUCGGUAUGCGUCGUCAGGAGAACCUGCGCUGGGCAGCUGAUCUUUCCUAUGUCGAGGAGAGAGAGCACUGGCAAGAGCAAGUAAACCAACUUACCAGGCAAUUAGAAUUCAGCACAAAUAUGUGCCAAACCCUGAUGCAGGACCAGCAGGCACUUUCGUGUCUCCUGCAGACAUUCCUCACUGGUCCUUACAGUGUCAUGCCGAGCAAUGUUGGAUCACCACAGGUACAUAUCAUUAUGCACCAGUUAAACCAAUGUUACACGCAGUUGGCAUGGCAACAGAACCACGUGCAAAGGCUAAAACAGAUGCUGAAUGACCUUCUCCAUCAACAACAUCAAGACAAGAAGCCAGAAAAUCAAAGAGAUAGUGGCGUGCCACCUCCAUCUCCCAAUAGUUUUGUCUUCCCUCCAUUUAGCUUUCCUUCCCCAUCGUUAAAUCCAUUAAGCAUGUCUCGAUUUCCAAAUUGUUCUCCUUUUGUUCAUGGUUUUAACCUUAACCCGAUAUUUCCUCCUGGACUUAGUGAUCUGUCCCAAAAUGUUAGUGUCCAAAGCAAUGAACAACAACCAGUUGUAAGUGAGCACAGCAUUUCUGGAAAAACAGAGUAUUUGGCCUUCCCAAAGCCAUUUGAAAGUAAUUCUCCAAAGUACAGAGAGAACAAAUGGAUCCACAAACGGGCUAAAGAUGAGGCAGAGCAGAGUGAAUUAAUGUGGUUGCAUGAUACAAGAGAUGAAUUUGGGGAAUUACCAAGACAAAUGCAACCAAACACAUCUCUUCCACAGAUGAAUAUGAACAAACCAAAGCAACAAGUUCAGUGCAAAAAUAGGAAGAAUUUUGAAGAAUCAUCCCUCGAAAGUUUUAGUAGUAUGCCAGAUCCAGUUGAUCCCACUACUGUAACGAAAACAUUUAAAUCUAGGAAAGCCUGUGCACAGGCUAGCCUCGCUUCCAAGGAUAAAACUCCAAAGGGGAAAUGUAAAAAGACUUACUUUCACCAGAAAAACCAGCAGGAAAUGACUGCAGGUUUUGAAUCUGCAAGUAAUACUAGUGCUAGUGAAACUUGUCAAGAAAAAGUGUGCCACUCUACACAAACAGAAGAAUUUUUGAAACCUCGAACUUGCAGCACAACCAAAGAUGAAUUACAGGAAAAGUCCAAACGAAAAAAAUCAAGUGACUUCUCUUCUGAAUACACUAAGGGAGCAUUGUUGGAAUCUAACAGAAAUAGAUUCAAUGAAGCACCAGAAACUGGUAGUGACUUCUCACUCUUUGAAGCUCUACGUGAUAAUAUCUAUUCUGAAGUGGCAACUUUAAUAUCCCAGAAUGAAUCACGACCCCAUUUUCUGAUUGAACUUUUCCAUGAGCUUCAGUUGCUUAACACAGACUACCUACGACAGCGAGCUCUUUAUGCUUUACAGGAUAUAGUUACAAGACAUCUUUCAGAUAAGAGCUAUAAAGAAGGGGAGCACACUUUAUCACAGAACUCGGCUGUAUGGAUGACAUGUAAUUCAGAACUUACUCCUAGUGAAAGCCUGGCUACAAGUGAUGAUGAGGACGCCUGUGGAAAAACUGCUGACCAUCAAGCCAAGAUAGAUCUUCAGCAGCAUGAGGAUGCAGAGUAUAUAGAAUCCUUAGAAAAUGCCAGCAUGUUGUCUACUUCUUCCAAUUUAGAACCCUUUGCUAAUGAUGAUCUUGGUAAUACUGUCAUUCACUUAGACAAGGCCUUGUCUCGGAUGAGGGAGUAUGAACGCAUGAAAUUUGAAGUUGAAAAUAGCCAGAUUGAUGUCUGUGCCAGUGCCGUUGAAUGUGUUAAAGAUGGAUAUAAUGCUGGAAAUAGCUGUACAGCAGAUCACGUUUCUGAUGCUUCUAAUGUUACUUGCCCUCGAGUCGACACGCAACAACUGGACAAGCAAAUAAAGGCCAUCAUGACAGAAGUAAUCCCAUUUCUGAAGGAACAUAUGGAUGAUGUGUGCUCCCCACAGUUAUUAUCUACUAUUGGAUGUAUGGUAUUAACCCUCACACAACAGAAUGAUGAAAGCAAGGAGUUUGUCAAGUUCUUCCAUGAUCAGCUUGGUGCCAUACUUCAGGAUUCUCUGGCAAAGUUUGCUGGUAGAAAACUGAAGGAAUGUGGAGAGGAUUUGCUGGUAGAGAUCUCAGAGAUUCUGUUUAAUGAACUUGCGUUCUUCAGACUUAUGCAAGAUUUGGAUAACAGCAGCGUGGCAGCAAAGCAAAGAUGCAAAAGACUAAAGGAAGUAGCUUCUUUUAAACCACGUUAUACAACUGAGGAGAAACAACAUUCCAAAGAGAAUGGUUCCUCUGCAGAAGAGCUUGAAGAUGAAGACAAAGAUAAGGAUGAAAGUGAAACAGUAAAUGCAGAUGGUCUCAAAGUAAAUGAAUCAACUGAAGCUGAGCUGGUAUUGAAAAGUGCUUUGUCUGAUAGAGAGGAGGAUGAUGUGGACAGUGAAGUGCUGCCUGCAAAAUGUGUUUCCAUAAGUCUGUCCAAAGCUGAAACUCAGGCCCUGACUAAUUAUGGCAGUGGGGAAGAUGAGAAUGAAGAAGAUGAAAUAGAGGAUUUUGAUUCUGGAGCUAUUGACGUGCAAACAUCACUUCAAGCCAACAAUGAAAUUGCUGAUGAAAAUGAUCCUGAACAGGAUACUCGUCCUGAGCCCAAUAAGGAUGAUGUGACUAGUCAAUCCAUGAAAACAAAUUUAACUGUCGUUGCAGAAAAUGAAAGUAGCCCAAAUCCUGAUCUUCCCAAUGAGUCUUUCCAACAUAAUCCAUUGGAUGCAGCUAAUGAAGACAAGAAGUGUCCAAAGCCAUCAUUGGCUUUUUGUGAAAAUGCAAAUGCUGGAACAGCAGUACAAAUGGAACAAGAAAAUGACCUGCAAGGAACACCAGAAAGCUCAUUGGCUGGCAGUCCUGACACAGAUUCCCCUGUGUUAGUGAAUGAUUAUCAGGAAGCUGGAUCUGGCAACCUGAGCCAGAAAUCAGAUGAAGAUGACUUUGUUAAAGUGGAAAAUGUGCCUCCAAGUCUUUCAGUCCUCUCUGAGGAUGAAUUGGUUAGGAGAAUUUCUGAAGAAGAGCAGCAUAACAAUUUAGCUUGUGUUCUGCUGAAUGCAGAUGGAGCACAAGAGCUUGCAGGCAACUCGGACACUCUAAAAGAACCAGAUGACGGUGGAGCCCGAAGCACAUGAAUGAAUAUUUAUUGAUCUUCAUCACUGUCAUGUUUGAUUUGAAUACGUUAAUUAAAUUUAAUCCUUGUUUAUGGCUUAAAACAUAUUUUCUUUUAAUUAGCCUUCUGCUAGAAUUGUUGUCCCCUUAUUGGGUUUAGACUGACCAAUAUUUCUUGCUCCAUAAGUUGCAAUACAUCAUAAUACUUUCAAUAAUUUUGUUUUUGAAUACUCUAACUUGAAUUUCCAAUUUUUACAAAUGAAAUGACAGACAACCCUCUUUUAUAAUAAAAGAAAUCCACUUUUAUAAUGAAAGUCUCUAGUCCCAGCACUACUAUAUUUUGUCAUUCGGAAGAUGGUGAAUGUGAUAUAUUCAUUACAGUUUCCUUUCUGUCCGUUUUACCUAGAUUGGUAACUUGAUCUGGUUUCAUACACUGCUGUUCUUUAAAAUAGCACCAAUAUCGAUCUAUUUUUAGAGAUUUUAUUGUGCUUGUUCAUUGUGGAGUAAUUUUGAGGCUCUCCACAAUGUGUGCAAGUACUUUUGUUAAGGAUAACGUUGCCCCAUAUGCAGUUUAUAGUAUCUGCUACUGUCACCUGACAUAAAGCUAGCCUUGCAAACAACAGUAUGGUAACUUCAAUAUAUCUGCUGUGUUCAAUACAACACUUUGGCACAGAAGGUGACAUUCUUGAUCAGCUGGGUUCAUCCAUCGUAGCUAAAUUGUUCUAAUUGACUUAUGCUGCUGUCUUUUCAGUAGAACCUCUUCUAAUCUACCAAAUGCACCCGUAAAUCUGAAAUGUGAUAAUGAAUGUUGGAUAUUUAAAUAACUUGUCCUACUUUUGUUAAUAUUGCAACUCAUUUGCAAAUUAGAAAGAGCCACAGUAUUAAUGUAUUGCAGGCAAAAGUGAGUAAUAUUCAUCUUAACACUGAAUUACUGAUCUCAAAAAUGUGGCUUUUUUCUCUGCUUUCAUAUUCUAGUAUAGAAUUAUGUACAAACACUGUAAGAUUGGUAUUUUAAAGAACUAAGAAUAUUGAUUUGUCAAUUCAAAGUACUGUCAUCUGCUAAAAUUCUCAAGUUCAGAUAAAACUGCUUACUAUUUUUAUAAAUAUACUCGAACAAGAUUCACUGGAUGCCACGCAACUGAAUCUAAGCUUGCAAAUGAGCAAUGACUAUUAAUAUCAAACUUGAGUGUCAAAAGCAAGAUCUGAAUUAGUUCCAAAACCUCCAAGUUGAUGUCACAAUGAAAAACUACAUAUUCUAGUUAGUUCAAG
Molecule: messenger RNA, 7800 nt
Organism: Rhincodon typus (whale shark)
Lineage: Eukaryota; Metazoa; Chordata; Chondrichthyes; Orectolobiformes; Rhincodontidae
Gene: pcm1
Product: pericentriolar material 1
Exons: 39
Coding region: 531-6554 (2007 amino acids)
Biological process (GO): microtubule anchoring at centrosome; intraciliary transport involved in cilium assembly; protein localization to centrosome
Cellular component (GO): centriolar satellite; centrosome; centriole
Source: RefSeq, a predicted model, not a curated record